Carcharodon carcharias (great white shark) is the source of this 1294-nucleotide messenger RNA. It is a transcript of the gene ten1, whose product is annotated as TEN1 subunit of CST complex. The transcript is spliced from 4 exons. Gene Ontology annotation, cellular component: CST complex. The coding region runs from base 408 to 791 and encodes 127 amino acids. Gene Ontology annotation, biological process: negative regulation of telomere maintenance via telomerase. Lineage: Eukaryota; Metazoa; Chordata; Chondrichthyes; Lamniformes; Lamnidae. The record is from RefSeq and is a predicted model, not a curated record. Gene Ontology annotation, molecular function: telomerase inhibitor activity; single-stranded DNA binding; telomeric repeat DNA binding.
CAGUUUAAAUCCGAGCGGAAAGUGCGCGCGGCCUGGGCGUUUCCCGGAGCCUCCCCUUCCCCCGCUGCUAACAGCCGGCGGCGGCGGCGGCUAUGUCGGGGAGCGAGUGGAUUCCCUCGGCUUGUGGGGGCUAUUGAGCGGUAGUUUUAUUUUGUUAUUAAUAUUCGGAUGGUUUCUUGCGAGUGAGGCGGAGGCGACUUGUUUUUUGUUGAAAUUAAAAAAACCAAACUGCUCAGCAGUCCCAAAACAAAAACAGAAUUACCUGGAAAAACUCAGCAGGUCUGGCAGCAUCGCUGGAGAAGAAAAGAGUUGACGUUUCGAGUCCUCAUGACCCUUCGACAGAACUUGAGUGAGUUCAGGAAAGGGGUGAAGUAUAAGACGGUUUAAGGGUCUGAGAGCAGAGAGAAAUGUUACCACAGGCUGGAGAGAUUCACUUUUUGUGGGAGAUUUGUUCAGGUGAAGUUGAGGAAGGAAGUGCAUUGAGAACGUUUGGCAGGUUAACUACUUAUGAUGCAACGAUCUCUGAGGCAAUUUUCUCUGUGCAUCACAACUUGAUCGAUUACCAGCUUCGGGUCCGCACUUCACUGGUGGAACCGUUUGAAGCGCGCGUUGGGUCAGAGUAUAUGGUACUUGGAGAAAUGGAAACCACACCAGGCAACAUUCCUGUGAUCCAGGCUCGGCUGCUUAUGGAAGCGGAUGGAGUUAACUUGCUAUUACUGGAGCGUGCUGUACAGGAGCAGAGAAAGUACUUCCAACAAAGAGAUGCCCUUGAAACUGAGGUAGAAAAGUGAUGUGUGAACAUACACGCAAACUCUCAUCAGACUCGCAGCCACUGGCGGUGCUUCUCCGGCGUGGCAGCUGUUUGCAUUUAUUGUGAAAACUGAUCUGUCCGAAUCUACUUUGUUUUGGACUGAUGCUGAACAUCUAAAUCUGAUUCUUGCACGUCAUCACCCACCUCGCCUUUUAAAACUCCAGGAAUUUUGCUUUUCGCAAAUGUUUGGAAAGUAACCUCCUGUUGGACUGUUGCUUUUGUGUUUAAUUAGAGUUGAAGUACUUGCAAUUUCUGGAAUGCUUUUUUUGAAUGAUUGUGCACUUUUGGGAUAUUGCAUGAGUUCUCAAUUAUAACCCACAUGGUUCAACAAUGUGCCCAGAGUCGAUGAAAGAAGGGAGAUUCGACUGCUAGCAUAUCAAAAUUUCUUCAGUGUUACUCAUUUUCUUUCAUAAUGUGCAAGAUUGAGCCUAGAAGGUUUUUUAUUGCUAUCUUUGAAAUAAAUCCUCAGAAGUGCAAAAAAAA